AUGAUGGUGGCCGUGCGCAAUAUCUACAAGCAGCAGGUGAGGCUGGAGAAGGAUUCACGAGACCUCCAAGUGGUCUUGCUGGAUCUAAUUGAGGAAGCGCAGCGAAACGGAAACAUCAUCCGGCUGCUGUCAAAGGAGGACCUCGACAACCUGCUCGCGGAGAAGCACAAGAUGAUGUCGCAGCAUUCCUUCUCCAGCAUCAAGUCCCCAUUGAGCCAAGAAUCGACUGCCUCGGCCAGACCGUCAUUGUUCGGGAAGUUUCAUGCUACCCGAACCUCUGUACAGCUUCAGGAGCCUCAGGCGCAGGGCGGAGAUUCACUGCAUCUCGAAUCCUCUUGCCAGCAAGAGCCGGUAUCAGCCGCCGUGGAG
Molecule: messenger RNA, 369 nt
Organism: Symbiodinium necroappetens
Lineage: Eukaryota; Dinophyceae; Suessiales; Symbiodiniaceae
Source: the annotation of a GenBank genome assembly